CCAGACCCGCUUUUCAAACCCGCUCCAGCCCCGGGGAGGAUGAACCAGCGCUCUCACAAAGCCCGGACCAACACACAACAACUUUCCCUGGACAUAAAACACUUUUGAAAACUUUUAAAGCCAAAAACUUCCACAUUUUCUCCAGAUUUUCGGCGGAAUCCUCCCGGGACCGGACGCGUUACGCACCGAUGGGAGGAAAGCCCAAAAGUUUGCCAAAAAUCCGCCUUUAACCAAAAAAAGACGGACAAAAAGAGGGACACGGGGUAUUCCCAGGCCCAUAAACCUUUAGGGCCUGUUGCGGUGUGUGAUGGGCGAGGGUCAGGAGGCGCCGUACGAGGAGCAGCUCAGAGGAGUGUUUGACAGUUUCGACGGGAGCGGCGUUGGUUCUCUGUCGCAGGACGAGCUGUUGGAUCUUUGUGAGUCUCUUCAUCUCCAGGACGCCACACCUGCCCUGCUCCAGACUCUGCUGCUCGGCCCCGACGCGCCACACGCCCGGGUCGACUUCGAACAGUUUAAAAAUGCUCUUAUUCUGGUUUUAUCGUCAAACAUCGAGGAAACUCCGACUCAGGAACCAAGACCAGCGUCUCCAGAGAUUCAGCCCAAGUUGGUGAAGGGCAGUAAACGAUACGGGCGCAGGUCCAACCCCGAGUUCAUCGACCCCGCCUCAGACCCGACCCGGUCCAGUCCAGGUCCAGACCGAGACCGAGACCGAGACCGAGACCAGGACGAGACCGAUGAGUCAGCAGUUCCCUGUAAACGAGAGCGCUGGAACGUUCUCGAGACGAGCACAGAGGAGGAGUAUGAGGCUGAAGGUCAGUCGCUCCUGUGGAACCCUGACGAGCCGGGUACUCCUCGGGGUUGUGUGGGUGCUCCUGUGGCGGGGCGUCUGGAGCAGAAGGUUCUGGAGGCGUGUGAGGACCUGGCUCUGUCCUGGGACGGUUUGGCGACUCACGCGGAUCUGCUCAGCCUGAGCCGACGCCUCGGGCUCCAGAUUUCGGGGGAGGAGCUGCAGACUCUGAGCUGUGACGCUCUGACGGUUCAGGAGUUUGUCUCCAGAGUUUUAAACCAACACAAACCUCCCACACCCUCUGCCUCCCCCUACAGGCAGCUCAAGAGAAUGCACUCCACACAGCCUUUCGACGAGGUCGGCCGCAGAAUCGCGACGCCCUCGGCCCUGAGCAGCUCCAUCGCUCAGAGUCUCUUCUCCGCGUUGGACGAUGGGACGGGAUUCUGUCCGGUGGAAAACGUCCUGGACUCGUGGACCCAGGAGGGAAUCGAGAACGGAACAGAAAUCCUGCAGGCCUUGAACUUCAAUGUGGAGGGAAAACUGAGCCUCAGUGACCUCAGCUUCGCCCUGGAGACUGAGCUGCUGGACACGAGGAACGGCGUCCUGCAGGCGGCGCUGGCGAGUUUCAGAGCCGAGAUCAGACACCUGCUAGCGUGUGUGGACCGUGGACUCAGGGAAAAGGAGAAGAUCCAGUCGGACCUGGAGAAAACAGAAAGACUCAAAACUCAGUUGGCCACAGAAGUGGACGAACAUCACUCGACCAUCGAACACAACAACAAACUCAACCUCAGGAAGCUGGAGCAGGAGCACAGGGAGAGGCUGAGCUCUUUGCGCUCGGAGCUGAUGCAGGAGAUGGAGCAGAUCCAGGUUCAGGCUGCAGCUCAGAGGGACGAGCUCCAGGCCCAGGUCCAGAAGAUCAGAGAAGAAGAGUCCUUCCUCCGAGACCACCUGUCCAUCUCCGUGAAGGAGAACCGUCGUCUGGAGGUGGAGCUGCUGGACACGGCCGAAAAACUCGUAGAAGCUGAAAACCAAAUCACAAAACUCCAGACAAACAUGGACAACAUCAUGAAGGAGAAGUUUGGAGACUUGGACCCCGGCAGUGCAGAGUUUUUUCUGCAAGAAGAAAGAAUCAAAGAGCUUCACGUGAGCUACGAGGCUCAGUGCAGGGAGCUGCAGGAUCGAAUCGACGAGCUUCAGUCUGAGUUAAACGACUUUCACAACAUCGGCCGAGUUCCUCCCACGAGCUCCAAGAGUCUGAGCGACGAACUGGAGACCGAGAGUCCCGGGAACGAGUCCGACCCCGGUCUGGGUUCAGAGGAGCAGCCGUUCUCUUUGUCUCUGGAGGUUGAGUUGAUGUUGGAGCAGAUGAAAGAAAAACACCUGCAGGAGAAGAACAAACUGCACACACACCUGGAGAACAAGAUCCGUGAGUUUGAGGAGCUCGCGGAGAAGCAGAGGACGUCGCACGAGGAGCAGAGAGCCGCUUUAACUCGACAGCACCAGGACGAGCUCCAGACUCUGAGGGAGGAGACGUCCAGAGCCCAGACCCAGGCCCAGGAGCUCCAGAGGCGGAUCGAGGAGCUCCAGACCGAGCCCCCGAACCACGAACGAGAGACCGAACAGGAAGAAGAAAUCCACACGCUGCGACAGGAGCUACUGGAGGCUCAUCUGAAGAACGCAGAUUUAGACGAACAGCUGAGAAGUUCAGAAGAACAACAACGUGAAAUGAGCGAGAGCUUCAAGAAAGAGACGGAGGAGCUCAAACAAAAACACAACCAAGACAUUUCUAAACUAGAACAAACUGGAGCUGAGAUGAUUGUCAGAACAGAGGAGGAAAGAACUGCACUUUUGAGGGAAUUUGAGAAAGAAAAAGACGAUUUAAAGACGCGUUUCGAGGAGGAAACGAGGGCGAGAUUAGACGAAGAACAAGUGCGGUUUGAAAAGGAAAAAGAGGAGAUGGUGCAGAGGCUGACAGAGCAGUGGAAGAAAGAAAGAACUCGAUUAGACGAACAAAACACAGAGAAAGUGCAGGUUUUGCUCGAGGACGAGAAGCUCAGACGAGUCAGAGAGCAGGAGGAGAAGGAGAAGGAGCUGACGGAGAGAUGGGACACGGAAAAAACACAAAUCCAACAGAAAUAUGAGGAAAACCUGGAGGUAAAAUUACACCAACAAGCAACGGAAUAUGAACGAAAAGAGAAGGAGUUAAGAGAAGAGUGGGAGCGAGAGAAAAGAAGACUGGACGAAGAGUUUGAAGAGAUGCUGCAGGAGAGAAUCAACGAGGAGAGGAAGAGAACGGCCGCCGAAAGAGAAGAGGAAGAGGAGAGAUUUGAGCGAAGGAGGAGGAUGGAGGAGAGACACGAGGAGACGGUGAAGGAACUGAUCCAGAGACACCGAGACGAACGAGACGAGCUCCACUGCAGCCUGGACAAACUGAAGAAGGACAUCGCACUGGAGAGGAGACAUGUGGAGAGCAGCUUCAGCCUCAGACUGAGCGAGGUGGAGGAGCGUUUCGAGCUCGACCAGGAGGCCGCGGCCAACAGGUUUCAAGACGACGUUCUAAAACUGGAACAGGUCUACCAAACGGAGCUCCAAACGGUGAGCGAAAAACACGAGAGCGAGAAGAGUCGGUGGGAAGAAGAGAUGAAGAACGCGGCGGACGAGUGGCUCAAGGAGCUGCAGGAAAUCGAAAACGUGCACAAAGAAGAGAUGGACGACGUGGAGCUGAAAAACAAACUGUUACAAAAAGAACUGGAGGAUUUCGUUGUGAGCGGACAAACGAGAGAAACCGAACUGAGCCGACAGUUGAACGAGCUGCACCACAGGCUCCAGGAGAGUCUCGACACCCGGGACCAGCUCGUCUCUCAGGCCCAAAAACAACUGACCGAAACUGAAAAAAUGCUUCGAGAAACUGUCCAGAACUUACAAGAAGAACGGAACGAACUCUGGGAAAAUCUGUCCCAACUCGAGUCGAAGUACAACGACAUUUGCAGCAUUUCUGAAACGCAAAUCGCAGAAAGAGCUGAACUGUCAACGCAAAGAGAUGAUCUGAAAAUAAAAAACGAGGAGCUGGAACAUUUGGUGAGGAACCUGCGAGGUGAUUUUGAGGGCGAAAGGAAGAACAUGCAAAGAAUUAUCAGAGAAUUAGAAGAAAAAGGAGCAAAGUGGAGUCAAAUCAAAGAGCUGGAGAUGGAAGUCAGUCAGGUUUUAAAUUUCGUACAAAACACUGAAAUUAUUGACAAUACUGAGAUCAAAAAUGUGGAAAAUGUAAAUGAUUCUUAUGACAUUUCUUCUGAAUUUGGUACGACGAUUACGAAUUCAACCAAGUCUUCAUCGAGUCUGGAAAGUGUUGAUUUUCUGAGAUGUUCUGCAGAAGAAAACGAAACUGGUUUAAUCGGUAAAAACGCGUUUAGUUUGAGCAGAUCUGAGUCUUGUGAUUCUGGAGAAGACAAAAUGGAUGAGUCUGAAGAUAAACUCUGUGAACCUGGACAAAGACGGACUGAAGAACGUCUGAACUGUGAAGUGGAGAUGAUGAAUGUUCUUGACCCACGUUUGACUUCUGACCAGAAACCUCAGUGUGGUGAAACGACGUUCGAAAACAGAGCAGACGCUGUUUGUUUUCAAAACGACAACGGAUUCUCACGAUUGGAAAGGUCAGAGGACGCAAAUGUGACUAAAGCUCAGAACAGUGAAAGGUUUUGUGAACUAAAACCACAAACUGUACCAGAUUCUGAGUUUGAGGAAAGUUCUCAGGGAGAUUUGUCGCUUUACGAAACGGCGGUGGACUCACACGGCUUGGAAAAUGUGACAAACAAUUGUAUUUUCUUUAUGCCAGAAAUAAGUUUUAAGAGUUUUGACCACAGUGAAAACCAAGACGUGAUCAAACUCAAAGCUUUGUCCAAAACCUCCACAGAGGAACACGUGUUACUGCAGGAAAAAGUCUCGUUACUGCAGCAAAAGAUUGAAAUUCUGGAGGUUUUACUGGCUCACAAAAACGAAAAACUCAAAACGGGACACGAGGUUCUGGAGGAAAACUACAGCCUCAAAGUGAAGCUGCUGUUUUUGGUGGAGCAGGUGAAAGAGCUGGAGAGGGAAGUUUACAGAAUGGCCGAGUUGCAGAUCCGUUUUGAAGACUGCGCGUGCGAAAACGACAAACUGAAAGAGCAAAACGAAGAGCUCGAAAACCGCGUGUGGAUUCUGGAGAGCAGCAUGAACAUCUACGGGUUUGAAGACGGGAAAUUCACUUUGACGGACGAGAUAAACCGGAUGAGAGAAGAGAACCGGAGACUGACCGAGCUCCUCAAAGAACUGAACUCACCUCGUGGAAAUCUUCAGACCCACAGCAGAACAUCUCCAAACCCCAGUCACCAACUCCAGUUUGACCAGGUUCACAUCCAGGAGUUUGAAGAUUGUUGCGCCGAUUUUGAAAAGGAAAACGCCAAAUUACAAAGAACCAAAACAGAAAAACGAGACCAGAUCCAGUCCAAGACCACAAACGUUCUGAGAUCUGAAGCUUCUCGUCUCUCAGAGGAAAACCUCGUUCUGAAGAAGAAGAUCGAUGCUUUGAAGGAGGAAGAGCUGAAGGAGAUGAUGAAAACUCUGGAGACGCUGAAAAAAGAGAAGGAAGCGUCUCAGAGGGCAGCAGACGACUUCAAGAAACAGAUUUCAGAGCUUCAGUCUCACAGUUUGCUCCUUGAAAAUAAAAACGGGAUCCUGUGUGAGAAAAACUCUCAGCACCUGUGGGACGUGGAGACGCUCAGACGGCAGGUGGCAGCGCUCGGCGAGUCCAGAGACACGACGACGACGACGGAGAGAACGAACGAGAAAACCAACGACAGGAUGAACGAGACGACGCCCGACGACAAGACGCAGUUGUCGUUGUGUGUGUCGGCGUUGGAGGAGGAGUUGAACAAAGCUCUGAACGAGACGACGACGCUCAAACAGAGAAACACACUGAUGUGUCUGGAAACAAACACACUCAGAGAGAAGAUUAAAUCUUUGGAGUCGUUGGAGCUUCAGUUUUUAAAUCUGUCUGAAGAAAAGAAGAAUUUGGUGAAAGAGACUCAGACUCUGUGUACGCAGCUCUUCAAAGCUCAGGAGAAGGUCAGAUCCUUGGACGAGUCUCUGCAGACGGUGACGCUCCAGAGCAGCAGGUUAAAAGCCGACGUCCGAGUUUUACAGCAGCAGAAAGAGUCGCUCCAACACGACGUCUCCGUGUUACACAAGAAACUCCAGAUCAGCUCUGACAAGAACCACGUCCUGGAGCGAGCGCUUCACUCCACGGGGCUUCAGAGCCACAGCAAGAGGCUCCUGAGGGAGGAACUGUCACGACUCAUGGAGCAGGAGCAGAAGGUCCUCAAACAGGAGAACGAAAAACUCCAGGGAGACGUCCAGAGCAUCAGAGCCGAGCUCAGGCAGGCGCGAGACAAGAUCCGUCAGCUGGACUCCACCAUCGUGAACCUGAAGCAGCACAAACAGAGUCACUCUUCAGUUUUAAUGAACCUGGAGCAAGAAAACAGCAAAUUAAAACAAGAACUGGAGAAGAACAAAGCACAUGAGAGAAUCUCUGGAGCUGCAGGAUCAGACCUGGAGAAAAUUUUACAGGAAAACGAAGAUUUGAAAAGUCAAAUGACUCGACUCUCCACACAAGUCAUCCAGUCGUUUCAGGCUCAGCUCGUCGGGCUCCUUCCUCCGUCUCCUCACAGAAAACCACGAGGACAACAACUCGGAGAAGAACCAGAGCAGGACGGCGAGAGGAAGAUGAGGGCGAUGGAGGAGAGGAUGAGGGAGAUCGAAACGUCGCUGCACAACGUCAAACUUCUGCUCAAGGAAAAAGUGGCUCAGCUCAAAGAUCAGCUUCAUAAAAACGGAAAAGCCGACGUCCUGAUCAAAGAUCUGUACCUGGAGAACGACGAGCUCCUCAAAGCUCUGGAGGUGACGGAGCAGCGCCACAAAAUCUCCGAGAAGAAAAACUACCUGCUGGAGGAAAAGAUCUCCAGUCUGACCAAAAUCCUGCGCGACCUGAGUCCGUCCAACCUGCCCACGCUGCAGCACCACUUCAGCUGCUCCUGACUCCACAAACACUCACACCUUUCAUCAAAUACCAGUGUUUUUUAUUUACUUUUAUCAUCCCAACUCGGGCGGCACAAUAUCAGACACAGGUCACAUUUAUCACCGAACAAUAAAAACACUGCUAUGUUUUUAUUUGUUUUCUGGAACAUUUUCAGAUCGUCGAAUGUUCCCGUCUUUCUGUCAUCGAACUGCACUGGGCAAAUAUUUGAGAUUUGAACUUUGACAAACACCAGAGUCGCUCCCGUCAAACGCACAAACACAAAACUACACAGAAACUGUCAGUCGUUUUUGCUGCAGUUUCGUUUGUGCUGUUUUAGUUUUGGAAAUAUUAACGAUUCUUUUAGGUCAAACUGGAAGCUUCAAAUGCAACAUGGAGUCAGUCGUUUGUGUUUCGUUUUUUCUGUAAAGUUCAAUUUGUGUGAUUUUGGUUUUUAAGAUCUGAACAGUUUUAUUUUGGGACAAUAGCGCCCCCUAGUGCCUCUGCUCAGGUUCAUUUGUCUCCAGCUCGAGAUCAGGAAUCAGAAAACACCAGACGAUUCACAAAAACUCCAGAAGUGCAACGAGUUCAGGCUCCGGCCAAUCAGAGAAGAGACAGACAUUCUGUGUUGGUUAUGAUUCCCCAGAUCCUCGAGGAUUUAAACCAGAACAAAGAGAAUGUUUGGUGAAUUUGAUCUCGGGGAAAGACGUUAUUGUUCUUCUUCCUUCAGGAUUUGGAGCUUUACAAACGUCACGACCAAACAGCAGCGACUGGUUCAAUAAAAAAAGUCCCGUCUCCUGUCGAGUGAACGAAUCCUAAUGCUGCAGGUCACACGGUUUCCACCAAGUGAAACCAGCUCAUGAAUCAGACUGAUCGUCCAGAUCCUCAAAAUGUGAAACAGCCUCAAAACAACAGAAAAUUAAACCAAUCGUUUGUGUUGUUUUGUGUGUCUGUUUUUCAUUUGUGUGAUUUUAUUUAUCAAAUGAUUCAUGAUUAUUUUUGUGUAAAUUAUAUUUUGUUCAUUUGUGUUUAUGUGACUUUAACAAAACUCCACAAAAACUCGUGAAGAGAAACGACCUGAGGCUGUGGAAAAGUUCAGUCAGAUCAACACAAAUGAACAAAAUAUAAUUUACACAAAAUAAUACAUUUUUUAGAAAUAAACUCACACAAAUAAAAAAAUACAAAUGUUUGAUUAAAUUUUCUGUUGUUUUGAGGCAGUUUCACAUUUUGACUCAUCGACCCAAAAUAAAACUGUUCAUGUUUUAAGAACCAGAAUCACAAACUGAAGUUUCUGCAGCACAAACAGAUGAUGUGUUUGUUUUUUUGUGUAGUUUUGUUGUUUGUGUUUGACGACUUCACUGAGGCGUGUUUAAAACAGGUCACCACUCCACAGAUCUGACCUGUAAUUCAUGGUUAUAUUUUAUUAUGUUUAAAUCCAAACGUCCUGAUUCACUUUGACGCUGUUGUUUUCUCCUUUUAAAUGUUUUAAAUCUUUUAAAUGUUUUAAAUUUGCACAUUUUGAAUCUGUGUCUUUGUUUUUUCAAACGUCUCUUUUAAACCAAACACAAGCCUUUGUGUUUGUGACGUCAAAUCAUGGAAGUUGAAGCUUUAAUAUAAAACACAACCUGAAGUGAAAAAGCCAAAGAUUUUUAUUUAUACUGAAUGUUUCAAGACUCUGUGUCUCUGUGUCUGUGUCUCUGUGUUUGUGUCUCUGUGUUUGUGUCUCUGUCUUUGUGUCUCUGUGUUUGUGUCUCUGUGUUUGUGUCUUUGUGUCUGUGUUUGUGUCUCUGUGUUUGUGUCUCUGUGUCUGUGUCUCUGUGUUUGUGUCUCUGUGUCUGUGUCUCUGUGUUUGUGUCUCUGUGUCUGUGUCUCUGUGUUUGUGUCUCUGUGUCUGUGUCUCUGUGUCUGUGUCUGUGUCUCUGUGUUUGUGUCUCUGUGUUUGUGUCUGUGUCUCUGUGUUUGUGUGUCUCUCUGUGUUUGUGUCUCUGUGUCUGUGUCUCUGUGUUUGUGUCUCUGUGUCUGUGUCUCUGUGUUUGUGUCUCUGUGUCUGUGUCUCUGUGUCUGUGUUUG
Molecule: messenger RNA, 8903 nt
Organism: Boleophthalmus pectinirostris (great blue-spotted mudskipper)
Lineage: Eukaryota; Metazoa; Chordata; Actinopteri; Gobiiformes; Gobiidae
Gene: nin
Product: ninein (GSK3B interacting protein)
Exons: 30
Coding region: 308-6856 (2182 amino acids)
Biological process (GO): centrosome-templated microtubule nucleation; centrosome localization; microtubule anchoring at centrosome
Cellular component (GO): mitotic spindle pole; pericentriolar material; ciliary transition fiber
Molecular function (GO): calcium ion binding
Source: RefSeq, a predicted model, not a curated record